Chelonoidis abingdonii (Abingdon island giant tortoise) is the source of this 990-nucleotide messenger RNA. RefSeq names its product olfactory receptor 5V1-like. Gene Ontology annotation, biological process: G protein-coupled receptor signaling pathway. Gene Ontology annotation, cellular component: membrane. NCBI's taxonomy places the organism in Eukaryota, Metazoa, Chordata, Testudines, Testudinidae. Gene Ontology annotation, molecular function: olfactory receptor activity. The record is from RefSeq and is a predicted model, not a curated record.
AUGGCCAAUGGGACAAUCGUGGCCAAAUUCGUCCUUAUAGGACUUUCCAAUUGCCCAGCCAUUUGUUUCUCUCUUUUUGGUGCCUUUCUGUUGAUGUGCCUCAUAACCCUCACUGGAAAUGGCCUCAAGAUCCUAGCCAUAGGGACCAAGGCUAAGCUGCACAACCCGCUGGACUUCUUCCUCCAUAACUUCUCCUUGUUAGAUAUCUGCUGCCCCACUGCUACCAUGCCCAAGAUGCUGGAAAACCUCUUGUCAGAGAGCAACAUAAUUUCCUUCAUCAGUUGCAUGUCGCAGGUCAACUUCCUGGUGGCUGUAGCAGGGAGAGAAGUUUUCCUCCUGGCAGUGAUGGCCUACAGCUGGUACGUGGCAGUGUGUAACCCUUUGCGGUACAUGGUCCUUAGGAGCAAGAGACUCUGUGUUCUGAUGACGAUGGGAACGUGGUUCACUAGAUUCCUCAGCUCCCUCCUGCACACAGUGCCUACCGUGCCCCUGCCUUUCUGCCACUCCAACAAAGUCAACCAAUAUUACUGUGACAUUCCUCCAUUGCUGGCUUCAUCCUGCACUUCCACAUACCGCCGAGAGAUGGCGGCCCUCGUUGUAGGGGGAAUAUUCCAUGUGGGCAUCUUUCUGGUCACCCAGCUCUCCUACAUCCAAACCCUCUGGACCAUCCAGUCAGCCAAGGGCAAACACAAGGCCUUCUCCACUUGCACCUCACACCUCAUGGUGGUACAUCAGUUCUACAACACCACCGUCUUCAGCUAUUUUCUUUGCUCAUCCAGCUUCUUACUGGAUCAGGACAGGCUGGUGGCCAUGCUGUAUGGAAUGUUCACCUCCAUGCUGACCUCCAUUACUUACAGCGUACAGAAUAUGGAAGUAAAAGAGGUUUUGAGGAGCGUGAUAGGUCGUAAAUGUCAGGGAAUAGGCAUUUUGGGCACCCCUUUGCAGACUCUGUGGUUACCUUCACUGGGGCACUGGUCAGCCUUGGAAUGA